GUUGAUCAUCUUCAACCGUUUGGAGAUUUUCUAUUAUACAUAUUUUUUCUUUAACUUUAUAUGGUGUUUUAUCAUAUAGUGUUUCUUAUGGACAUAGCUUAAGAAUCGUCUGUUAUUUUUUUCACAGAAAGCAUGAAACUGCAGGGGAGCUGAUUUGUAUGGAUCCUGGUAAAAAGAUAAUUGAGUAGGUAAAUUCCAGGGAGCUUUUGUACAGUGGAUCCCCCUGUCAGUGGCUUUGGAGUCCCUAGUUUCAGUUACUCGUGGUCAACUGUGGUCUAAAAAUAUUAAACUGAAAAUUCCAGGAAUAAACAGUUCCUAAGUUUUCAAUUGUGUGGGGUUCUGAUUGGCAUGAUGAGAUCCAGCCAUCUUACUCCUUCCCACAGAGGGUGAGUCCUCCCUUUGCCCAGCGUUUCCCUGCUGUCUACACUAUCCACCUGUUAGUCACUUCACAGUCUGGGUUAUUAGAUGACUGUGGCAACGACCAGUGCGGUAUGUUCAAGUCGCCCUGAUUUUACUGACUUUUUGCCCUUUUUUCUCUCUGGCUCCAAAGUGCAAGAUAAGUGAUGCUGACAAUUUAGAUAUGCCAAAGAGAAGCUGCAAAUGCCUCCUUUAAAUUAAAAGGUAAAACUUCUGGACUUAAUAAGAAAAAAAAAAAUCAUAUGCAGAGGUUGCCAAGAUCUACUAAAAACAAAUCUUCUAUCCAUGAAAAUGUGAAGAAGAAAAAAGAAAUGCAUGCUAGUUUUGCUGUUGCCUCGUUUUUGGAUGGAAGAACAGAAACAUGUCCCACUGAUGGCAAUGGGUACUAUCCAUGGUUUCAGGCAUCCACUGGGGCUCUUGGAACCUAUCCCCCACAGGUAUGGGGGGGUUACUGUAUUUCUGGCCAUACAGUCUUCUACUGGCGACUUUAGGUUUCUCGGGAUCUUAGGCCCCUUUCUCUAAGAUGCAUCCUAGAGGACCAGAAAUGCACUUUAUUUGGGCUUUGCCUGCUUUUGUGGAAGGGAAGUUUACUAGACGAUAUAAUCUCGUGUUUUAAUUUGCUGUCUCUCCUAAAGGGAAUGUGGAGGGGAAAAAAAAAAAAAGCAGAAAUUGGAAAUAGCCAAUAUUUAUUUAAUUUCAUUCGAUUCUCAGGGGAACUGGUGAGGAACCUAAGAUGGUUUCCGCUUCCUAAAGGAAGAAUCCAAGGUCCAGGGAAAUAGCAACAGAGGAGUUCAAGACUGCCCCUGCUAGUCCUUCCUUGGCUACUCUCCGCUGUGAUCGCAGGAUAGCUUUCAUUUGCAGGAGAAUCGGGCAUGUGUGUGGAUGAGUAGAGAGCGUGUUGAACAACUUGCAACAUUUUAUGAAAUAUGCAUUGUCAUGGUUCCUUAAAAGGCUUUGCGGAAGCCGUUUGUCUUUACUAAUCAAGUCUUCACUUACACAAAAGUAGAAGUAGAAGUAGUUUUAGAAAACAUACUAGCAAUCUUCUAUUCCCUUGAAGACCAGAGUAGCAGAAAACAGGUGAUUUGCAUUAUAAAAUUGCACUUACAGAUUUCACAUUACAUUAGCCCAUUUGUGUUACGGUGUUUAAAAAAUGCAACAGGAGCCCCCACUGCAUUGUUCUCCUUUAAAAAUAGAUCACGUACACCGUAACUUUGUUUUUCUUAAAUUCGAUUCUUAACAGGAGAACUUUCUAUUACUUCAGAUGGAGUGAGGUUGCACUACUAGGAUGGAAGAAAGGAAUCCCUUAACUUUGGGGGAAUUUCUGUUCUCUGUUAGUUCCAAGACCAUUUUACUGGGGGUGGGGGAUGGGCGUGGCGGUCGGGGCAGUGGAACGCAGUCGCGGCUGCGCCAUCCCUGCACUUCCAGGCGCGCGGGAGGGACCGGCGGGGACGCGAGCUGCGGACUCUGGCGAACGCGGGGAGGCAGACACCGGGAGCGGACAACCAGCCGGCAGGCGUUUCAGCCUCCCAGCAGCCGGUGGGCUCCUCUCCUGACAGCUCCAGGAAAGGCAGACCCCUUCCCCAGCCAGCCAGCCCCGUGAGUCCGCGGCGACAGUGGACCGUGGGGUGGCUGGGAACGGCACCCUCCUCCAGAAAAACCAGAGACCGGCUUGGAGAGCUGAAGCGAGCGUCGGCGAGCAGGUCCGUGCAGACCCGGGCUUCGGGACCGCUGAGCUCCGUGGGGCGGCCGUGGGGGACGCCGGGUCGCCGGCUCCUCUGCCCUUGUUGAGAUGGACAACGCCUCGUUCUCGGAGCCCUGGCCCGCCAACGCAUCGUGCCCGGGCCGGGCGCUGAGCUGCUCCAACGCGUCGACUCUGGCGCCGCUGCCGGCACCGCUGGCGGUGGCUGUGCCGGUUGUCUACGCGGUGAUCUGCGCCGUGGGUCUGGCGGGCAACUCCGCCGUGCUGUACGUGUUGCUGCGGGCGCCCCGCAUGAAGACCGUCACCAACCUGUUCAUCCUCAACCUGGCCAUCGCCGAUGAGCUCUUCACGCUGGUGCUGCCCAUCAACAUCGCCGACUUCCUGCUGCGGCAGUGGCCCUUCGGGGAGCUCAUGUGCAAACUCAUCGUGGCUAUCGACCAGUACAACACCUUCUCCAGCCUCUACUUCCUCACUGUCAUGAGCGCCGACCGCUACCUGGUGGUGUUGGCCACUGCCAAGUCGCGCCGGGUGGCCGGCCGCACCUACAGCGCCGCGCGCGCGGUGAGCCUGGCCGUGUGGGGGCUCGUCACACUCGUCGUGCUGCCCUUCGCAGUCUUCGCCCGGCUUGACGACGAACAGGGCAGGCGCCAGUGCGUGCUGGUCUUCCCGCAGCCCGAGGCCUUCUGGUGGCGCGCGAGCCGCCUCUACACGCUCGUGCUGGGCUUCGCCAUCCCGGUGUCCACCAUCUGUGUCCUCUAUACCACCCUGCUGUGCCGGCUGCAUGCCAUGCGGCUGGACAGCCACGCCAAGGCCCUGCAGCGCGCCAAGAAGCGGGUGACGUUCCUGGUGGUGGCGAUCCUGGCCGUGUGCCUCCUCUGCUGGACGCCCUACCACCUGAGCACCGUGGUGGCGCUCACCACCGACCUCCCGCAGACGCCGCUCGUCAUCGCUAUCUCCUACUUCAUCACCAGCCUGAGCUACGCCAACAGCUGCCUCAACCCGUUCCUCUACGCCUUCCUGGACGACAGCUUCCGCAGGAACCUCCGCCAACUGAUAACUUGCCGCGCGGCCGCCUGACUCCCCCAUCGCCCGGCUACGCAAAUGCCCCGCCACCCCUGGCCCGCGCAGGAGGAGCCGCCGCCGGAGUGCGGGACCCGACAGGCCUCCUAGGCCUCCGGGGGAAACUGACUCGCCCCCCAACCCCCUACUUAGCAGACCGGAAGCGCUGCGGCUGCGCCCGCAGGUUGACCUUGCCCUCCAGGUGAUGCGCGUCCACGCCGGGUGAGCAGCACUGCGGCUGAGAUCGCCACGCCGAGCGCUACCUCACACAGAGGUAGAGGUAGAGGAGGACAGAGGAGGAGGCGGGUAUUGCUGGGAACCGCCCCCUCCCUGCCCUGCUCCCUGCUCCCCAACCCCGAGCCCUGGUCGUCUGGAACCCGGCUGGAGUAGGAGCUCUCUGCGCCUUCGAAGGGAGGCCCGAGGACGCUGCGGGCGCCCCUAGGCGUCGGCUCCGCGUGGCCCCUGCUGUAGCUGGCGCACAGCCCGGGCGGGUCACCUUGUCCUCCGCGCGUUCUGGGAAGAGGGUUGGGCGCGAGCGUUUGGCGCCCACCCUGUGAGACGCACUUGGCCUGGCGCCGCGCGCAGGGACCGCUGCCGAGGCCGCCAGCGUCUCUUCAACUCGGGAAAACACACCAACUCGGGGUGCCCCAUCGGGGUGCGUGUACACCCCUGUGUGGUGUGGUGUGCGCGCGUUUGCGGAGGCAUGAGAUUCGGGGAAGGAGGGUGGCGCUUGGCUGUGACUGCCUAGAAUAUGAUACGAAUAGUGAUCCUUCUUCCUGUGUGCCCCAACUCCUUCUUUUCUUUGUCUUUUCUCUUUCCUAUCCGUAAUCUCCCCUGAAAAUGUCUCAGACUUCCUGAGCAAGGAACCUGGAGUAGCCCGGGCGCGCGGUUCCGGCGCCCCCUGUAGGAGCCAGCGGCCGGGCGCUUAGCGUCCGAGGACCGCGGGGCUUUGUGGUGGAGCGCUCGGGCUGAGCGCGCUUCACAGCACUGCGGCGCACUGGUCAUCGCUGCUUCUAGAGGACGCCAAGUCCCACGCCCCAUUCCCCCAAUUGGCCUCGUCUCUUGUCUGACUUAGACCAGUUUGUUGUAACUGUUCAUGUGUGUACUGUUUUUCAGGACUGAAAACUUUAUAAAUAAAGUACAUGUCUUAAUCUCACGAGUUGCCAUGAAGAUCAAAUAAGAUAAAAAGAAAUGCUAUCUAUUCUCUUGUGUUCCCGUUCUCCUCUGUGCUUCCUGGGCCCCGCCUUAGGGACAGCAGGAAGCAGAGAUGACCGAUGGCUUCAGGUUUUUUUCUGCUGGACUUUUCACAGGGAGCUGUGGAUUCCUUAGUUGUAGACAGCAUCUGGCAGGUAGUCCCGGUAAACCGGGUAAAUACUGGUUCUGGAGGCACCAGGGAUACUGGCCAGCAUCCUACCUGUGUUUUUAUCUCUGCAUAUGGAAGACAAAGUGGAUUAAGAGAGAGGACUGGCACUGGGUUUGCCCAAUCCUCUGCAGUUUAGCCUUAGACAUGAGGGCCGAACCCUAGAACCCUAACCAAACUCUGGUCAUUGAUUAUGGUGUUUUAAAAGGUAUUAAUCUUUGGGAUGAAGUCCAAACAGGAUGAAAAUUUCUACAAAUGUUUGUUUCCUAUGUCAUAUGUGAGACAAAAUGUGAGUGUUGCAGCAGAUUUUGUUUGCUUAGUUUGGCAUCUUCAAUCAAUUUCUCAAUUAUUUAGGUUGAAAAUAGCUUUUAAUAAAUAUUUGGAAGGGAAAAAACGCCCCCUUGGAAUGGGGGGAAGCAAACCCCCUCUCUGAUUUUGGUGAAUGAGAAUUUCUUUCUUAGCUCUCAGAGUUUUUAGGAACCUUGAAAUAAUUCAUAGCCAUCAGUUUAGAAAAUAUACAUUAAAAAACCUUCUGUCUUGAGUGGCAAAUAAUAGUAAAUUGUUUAAAAGAAAGUUUUCAUCUGCAAUGAGUUUCAAAUGGUGGACCUCAGGCCUCUCUCUCCGGGCCGGCUUCAGAGGCUUCUUGGAAUUCAUUUUAGUAUCUUUUGAAUUUCCAGGAAUCAUCCUAUUGAUUUUCCUUAAAACUCUCAAAAUUAUAUCAUAAAUCCUCCGUAACUUUUCAAAAUUAAAGUUUUAAACUUAGAGUAACUUCUAGAUUUACCUAAGGUGAUGGACAAAGAGUAAGGUGAACAUUUGGCUACAAACACAGCCGGGGUGAUUGUCUGGAUUCAAUUCUCAUCAGUCUUAAUAAGCUCAGUAACUGGACUCAGAUGGGGGACAGCUGAGUGAUCCAUCUGUCCACUGUUUCAUCCCUACAGUAGAGUGACCUCGAGCCUUCUUGGAAUCUAUGGAGAUGACUGCUGGAAAAAUACACGGGCUGACAUUGCUAUUCAUCCCCAGCAAGGGAUGGAUUGGCUUCUGAGUGUGCCUGUGGGAUUAAUUAGGACUCGGUAGUUCAGUUCCUCCUGGGCUUUCUGAUCACUGGAUAAACUGUUGUAUCAUUAUUUCUAGGUCGUUGCCCUUCAUAUGAGCAUGUAGACUGUACAUCUCAGGCUUCCUUUUUAUGUCUUGGGUAAUCGGUUGAAUAAAUACACACACAAGCCAGACAAAAGUAGAAUUUAUUCACAUCAUUGUAUUGCAAAGGUUUUAACACUGUGUUGAAUUCUUGCAGUUUCUGUGUAAACUCUAUGGUUUGGUUUUACCACUCUGAAUAGUUAAAAAUGUCUAUUUGCUUUUACUUCAUUUAGUACAGUUACGUAAUGUAUAUGCUUAUGUUUUCUCUUGAUAAACGCAGAAACUCUAUAGUACAUUGUAGAGGAACUCAGUUUAAAAUAAAAGCUGAAAUAUUCUGUGUAA
Molecule: messenger RNA, 6011 nt
Organism: Chlorocebus sabaeus (green monkey)
Lineage: Eukaryota; Metazoa; Chordata; Mammalia; Primates; Cercopithecidae
Gene: NPBWR1
Product: neuropeptides B and W receptor 1
Biological process (GO): neuropeptide signaling pathway
Cellular component (GO): neuron projection; plasma membrane
Molecular function (GO): neuropeptide binding; neuropeptide receptor activity
Source: RefSeq, a predicted model, not a curated record